Molecule: messenger RNA, 2393 nt
Organism: Sphaeroforma arctica JP610
Lineage: Eukaryota; Ichthyosporea; Ichthyophonida
Exons: 4
Coding region: 127-1887 (586 amino acids)
Biological process (GO): regulation of transcription by RNA polymerase II
Cellular component (GO): nucleus
Molecular function (GO): RNA polymerase II cis-regulatory region sequence-specific DNA binding; DNA-binding transcription factor activity, RNA polymerase II-specific; protein dimerization activity
Source: RefSeq, a predicted model, not a curated record
GAAGUUUAAAGUGAGGAAACUACAAUAUUUGGCGAACACUUCAAUAGAACUAAUCACAUACACACAGACGUAUACUGUCGAAAUAUAUUCCGCAAAGUAGUGCUCCUCUACAGUCUUGACCUCAUUAUGGUACAAGUAGAUAGCUUAGAGUCAUACUCCGCUGGUAAGAUGCCCGUGGUAAACAACGGCGUGAGUAGCUCACGUCGAGAGAUUGCAAACAGUAACGAGAGAAAGCGCAUGAUAGCUAUAAAUGAAGGAUUUAGCACUCUACGAGACAUUGUACCCGGAUGUGCUGGAGACAAACAAAGCAAAUCGAAGAUACUGAGAUUGGCAGCAUCGUAUAUACGAUCGCUACUCGCGAAAAUUGCUCUUCUCGAAGCGAAGAACGGUUCAGAGGUCGACUAUUCUGUUGAGGUAAGUGCUGAGGAGAUGAAGUCCAGCAAAGUUGCCCGGACAAACGAUAGUGGCACAGAUUCGAACAUCAGUAGUCCCGGAGUGUAUAUAGAAGCGGGACGGGUACCUAGUUCUGACAAUUUACAAACAAACGAGACAGUUUGUAUAUCAAUGCAAGGGCGAAAUCCAGCACAGGACAGAGGAACAAGAAGACCUCGCUCCCACACAGAAACUAAAAAUGCACGAGAGGGCCACUUCAAAAGUAGAUCUUAUUCCAUGAUUAGCUCCCAGUCUCAAGGACAUGUGCAUGCCCCACCGCUACACCCGGCUGCUAGGCAGGAUGCCUUUCUACCUGCCAAAGAUCUAGAGCAGAGCAUACAAGAGUUGCAAGAUCGCCUUGAAGAGAUGAAGGGGUCGCUGGCCGCACACAAUACACCGUUGCUCACGCCCGUGCCUUCGCCCAUGUACGGGCCUGAGAAUGGUGGCUACACACAGGCACCUCGAUCCUCGCGAACGUUCGAUCGAACAUCUAGCAUUGAUCAGUCACAGUUGCCGCCCUCACAUUCCUUUCCCAGCAGGAAAGAAAUGGAAAAUCCGUCUCCCAGAUGGCAACCAUACCUUCCACGUCGGCCCACAAAUAAGGAUAGCCCAAGUUGGAGCCCCAAGCGUGGCUGUGGUUCAGAGCUGUCACAUUUGGCAUCGCUGCCUCCAACAGUCCUUCCCACGGGCGAAGCGAAGGAAUACCAUGGUUAUAAAUCGCAACUCUCACAUUCGCAAUACCAGCGCCAACCACAAACGUAUGACCAGAAUGAAAACAUGGACGUGGGGGAGCAAGAGGUUUGUCCAGUGACUAAUGAACGUACAUCGUACGUAAUUCCAACGGAUCCACAUGGUAAUGUGACUAUCCCCAAACCCGACAAUCAACAAUCAGAAACUGCUAAUAGCGAAGCAAUCAACCAGGCAACCCAAAAUGCCAACGCACCAGCUGCUACCCGUGUCUUCAGCAUGCUUUCUUCCCACCCCUUCUCGACUUCUCGAGACGCCAAUGACUGGCACGAAAAGUCACGCUCGAGUCAAUAUUAUGAUUCUGCUCCGCAAAAGUUGAGCUCAAGCAAAUCUAACUAUGCACUCUCUUGGCCAAGAAAUGACCACGCGUCGCGUCCAUGUAGUGAUUCGAUGACAGGCACCGAAAUGUAUCCAUCGGAGGUAAAUGAAUAUGGAUGGAGUCGGAGCGCACAGAGCAUGGAGAAUUUGAACAAAUCCCAUAGUCAAGCUUACUCGCAAAGUUAUAUGGCGGGACCGAGUCCGAAACAGCUUCGAGACAAGAAGAAUGAUAACACUGGGCGAGCACAUAGCACAAGCGAAGUGCUUUGCAAUGAAGAGCACGAGAUACAUAGAGCUCCUGGGGGUAGCUUGGAUACGCUUUGCGAAGCUAUCUACAAAAUAGAUGGUGCCAUCGCGGACCCCGCCGGCACAUGUCAAGUUAUGCAGUAGCACUUUCCGCGUAAGGAUAAGGAACCAUAUUGCGCAAGUCAAUGAAAUAACCGCUCGUAUCUGGAGGGUCAGAAUACGAGAGAACGUCAGGUGUACAGCGGUGACAAGGGUGCUGAGGCAGUUUUCAUACCAAACGAAGGACCAUACAUCCCAGAGCCAGUGGGUUUCCAAGACAGCAUCCGGAGGAAAUUCAGAUCGGCAGCAGAGUACUAACCCGAUCACACUCCCGGAGCUGCUUGCACCAGAGACGAGAAAUAAUAUCCGAGAUCGCCAAUGUAGCCUCGUAAAUUGAGCAGAAAAUACAGCCUAAGCAUAAAUAACCAUCGUUCGGAUGGAAAUACGAGAUAGCCCACAUAAAUAAAAAAGAAAGUGCCGAGUCUGGCACUUCUGCUUUAUACUCCUGUUGUUCGUUGAAGCCCUUGCUGACGCGGAAUUGACUUGUUUUCCCCGAAGCUCUUAUCAAUAAAUACUGUCGUAUGUGAUGACAUUAAAUUUUGGGCACGUUC